AUGAAUGCCCUCCUGAUCCUGGCCUUUGUGGGAGCCGCUGUUGCUCUCCCCAUUGAUGACGAUGACAAGAUUGUCGGGGGCUACACCUGUCAGCAGAAUUCCGUGCCCUACCAGGUGUCUCUGAACUCAGGCUACCACUUCUGUGGAGGCUCCCUCAUCAACCAACAGUGGGUGGUGUCUGCCGCUCACUGCUACAAGUCAGCAGCCAACUCGGCCUUUUCAAGAAGAGGGUGUCGCAUCCAGGUGAGACUGGGAGAGCACAACAUCGAAGUCGUSGAGGGGAAUGAGCAGUUCAUCAACUCRGCCAAGGUCAUCCGCCACCCUAACUAUAGCAGCCGGACCCUGGACAAUGACAUCAUGCUGAUCAAGCUCGCCUCUCCUGCCACCAUCAACGCCCGGGUGGCCACCGUGUCUCUGCCCACCUCCUGUGCACCYGCGGGCACCCAGUGCCUCAUCUCUGGCUGGGGCAACACCCUGAGCUCUGGUGUCAACUACCCAGACCUGCUGCAAUGCCUGCAGGCCCCGCUGCUGAGCCAGGCUCAGUGUGAAGCUGCCUACCCUGGACAGAUCACCAAAAACAUGGUGUGCGCCGGCUUCCUGGAGGGAGGCAAGGAUUCUUGCCAGGGUGACUCCGGUGGCCCUGUGGUCUGCAAUGGUCARCUUCAGGGAAUUGUCUCCUGGGGCUAUGGCUGUGCCCUGAAGGAUAAUCCUGGAGUCUAUACCAAGGUGUGCAACUAUGUGGACUGGAUCCAGAAGACCAUCGCUGCCAAUUAA
Urocitellus parryii (Arctic ground squirrel) is the source of this 774-nucleotide messenger RNA. RefSeq names its product trypsin-4. Gene Ontology annotation, molecular function: serine-type endopeptidase activity. Gene Ontology annotation, biological process: proteolysis. The record is from RefSeq and is a predicted model, not a curated record. NCBI's taxonomy places the organism in Eukaryota, Metazoa, Chordata, Mammalia, Rodentia, Sciuridae.